Ficedula albicollis (Collared flycatcher) is the source of this 2151-nucleotide messenger RNA. RefSeq names its product myocilin (gene MYOC). Gene Ontology annotation, biological process: signal transduction; osteoblast differentiation. Gene Ontology annotation, cellular component: Golgi apparatus. The record is from RefSeq and is a predicted model, not a curated record. The coding region runs from base 1 to 969 and encodes 322 amino acids. The transcript has 3 exons. NCBI's taxonomy places the organism in Eukaryota, Metazoa, Chordata, Aves, Passeriformes, Muscicapidae.
AUGCUGAGCUCGCACUGCUGCCCCCCACUCUUCCCCGCUCACGCUGAGCCUGCCCCCGCCGCAGCGCCGCGCUGGGAGCCGCAGCCCCUCAGCUACCAGGAGCUGCAGUCGGAGCGGAGCGAGGUUCCCGUGUCGCGGCUGCUGGACGAGACGGCGCUCGGCCGCCCGGCCAAGGAGGACUCAGGCUGCGGCCGGCUGGUGUGGGUGGGAGAGCCCGUGGUGUUCGGCCGCGCCGACUCCAUCGCGGGCAAGUACGGCGUGUGGAUGAAGGACCCCGAGCCCGUGGCGCCCUUCACGCGGGACAACACCUGGCGUGUGGACACCGUGGGCACCGAGGUGCGCCAGCUCUUCCAGUACGAGGAGGCCGAGCAGCUGGCCCGGGGCUACCCCGCCAAGGUGCACAUCCUGCCGCGGCCCCUGGAGAGCACGGGGGCCGUCAUCUACCGCGGCGGGCUCUUCUUCCAGCCCCGCCACUCCCGCUCCGUGGCCCGCUACGACCUGCGGGGCGAGACCAUCACGGCCGAGAGGGAGAUCCCCGGCGCCGGCUACCACGGGCAGUACCCCUACUCCUGGGGGGGCUACACCGACAUCGACCUGGCGGUGGAUGAGACGGGGCUCUGGGUCAUCUACAGCACCGAGAAGGCCCGGGGAGCCAUCGUCCUCUCCAAGCUGGACCCCGAGACGCUGGAGAUCCGUCGGACCUGGGAGACCAACAUCCGCAAGCGGGGGGUGGCCAACUCCUUCCUCAUCUGCGGCACCCUUUACACCGUCAGCAGCUACUCGGCGCCCAACGCCACCAUCAACUUCGCCUACGACACUGCCACGGGCAGCAGCCGGGCCCUGAGCAUCCCCUUCGAGAACCGCUUCCGCUACCUCAGCAUGCUGGACUACAACCCUGCCGAGCGGCAGCUCUUCGCCUGGGACAGCUUCAACAUGGUCACCUACCCUGUCCGCCUGUCCCGGCCGUGAGCCGAGGCUGGCUCAGCCCCCGGGCGUGCCUUGGCACCCUGCUUCCCUCCCCAUUUCCACCUCGCACAGCCUGGGGUGCUGCCGGGGCCGCACGCAGCCCAGCCGCAUCCCCUUGUGCUCAAGUGCAGCAGAGAGAGAUGAAGCGCUGCUCCAGAGCCUGGCAGAGCCAGGGAAAUGCCUCUCACCAGCCUCGGUGGGUUUCAGAUGGGUCACAGCAGCACCCAGCCUGGCCACUCCAAAACUGGAGCAGGCAUGGUGAGGGCUGGGCAGAACAGGUGGUAGAAGGGCUGUGCAGGAAGAUCCUGCCUUAAAAUAAUGUUUUUCCCUCGUUGUGAGCAGCGAUCCCCUCUGUGGGGUCAGGGUUUGUUGUUGCCAGGCUCCCGCCCCGCAGAGCUCUCAUGCAGAGAUCCCACAGGCUCCACUGGCAUCCCACACUCCCAGUGCCCAAGGGCAGCCUGGAGCUCAGCCACCUCCAAAAAUCAUCAAGUAGGUUCAAAAGCAGCAGAAAAGACAGACAUGCAUUGCACAAGCCUUGUUUUAUUGAGGGGAAAAAAAAAAAAAUCGGCCAGGAGAGCAGGGGUGAGGAGUGCUGGCAGAGCAUCCUGCAGCCGGGUGGCCUCUUGGUACCCAGCCCUUCCAGCCAUGUGCUUCAGCUUUACAGGCCAUUCCAGGCCAGCAGCUCUCCCCACAGCAGUCCAGAGCACGCUGUUUUAUCUAUUUAUUGUAGAAAGCUUGUAGGAGGAGGCUUCUUUCCCCCUCUGGCAUUCAGGGCAGCAGGAAUCACAUUCCCCAGGGGCUGCAUUGGUCCUGGCCCAAUAAACAUUGCCCAGCACCACUGCUGCCUUCCACCUUGUCAUUCCAAGCCUGUUUUCCAAGGAGUGUGGUGGGCUGGUGCAGGGAGCUGUAAAGCUUUGAGCAUGAAAAUGCUACAUUUUGGAAGGCAGCUCCUGAGAGCAAUACACCAGGUAUUAGAGCAGAGGAAAAGGACAGAGAACACAGUUCUCUGUCAGGGACACUUGUGAUGAUCACCUGCAGGGAUUUUCAGUGGGAUGCUUCACCCCAUUGCUGUCCUCCUGAGACUAAAACUGUUCUUUUAAGCGUAGCACUGUGUAUUUGCAUAGCACAAUGAAGCAUUUGGUUUAUCCAUCAUCCCCACCCAUGCUUUUAUUUUGAAAAAAUACA